GACCUACAGGACCGAAUGGAAGUGACAGCAGUGGCGACACAAGGUCGUCACGGGAGCACAGAUUGGGUCAGUGCCUACAUGAUCCUUUACAGUGACGCAGGAUGUGUGUGGAAGCAAUACAUGUUGGAGGGCAGUGUUGGGAAGAUUGUGGGUAACGUGAAUCCAGACAGUGUUGUCCACCAUAAACUCAGCCAGUCUAUCAGAACCCGGUUCCUAAGGUUCAUUCCUCUUGAGUGGAGCUCCGGUGGCAGGGUGGGCCUCAGGGUUGCUGUGUAUGGCUGUGCAUAUAAAUCAUAUGUGGCCAACUUUGAUGGCAGAAGCUCUUUGCUGUACCGAUUCAACCAGAAGUCUAUGAGCACCGUGAAAGAUGUUAUAUCACUGCGCUUUAAGAGUCGACAGGCAGAGGGUGUUUUACUGCAUGGAGAAGGACAGAGAGGGGAUUAUAUCACACUGGAGCUCCAUCGUGGCAGGCUGGUCUUGCAUCUAAAUCUCGAUGACAGCAGGAUGAAGUCCAGCAGUGCUCGUAUGGUGGUCACUCUGGGAAGUCUCCUGGAUGAUCUGCACUGGCACUCUGCUCUGAUCGAACGCUUUAACAAGCAGGUCAAUUUCACUUUGGACAGACAUACUCAGCAUUUCAGGACCAAGGGUCAUGGAGACUCUCUAGAGGUUGACUAUGAGCUAAGCUUUGGUGGAAUCCCACUGCCUGGUAAGCCUGGAACCUUCAUUAGACGUAACUUCCAUGGCUGCAUGGAAAACCUCUACUACAAUGGAGUGAACGUCAUCGACCUGGCUAAAAGGCGCAAGCCUCAGAUAUACAGUGUGGGCAACGUGACCUUUUCCUGCUCAGAACCACAGCUGGUGGCCGCCACAUUUCAGAGCGCCAGCAGCAGCUUUCUGUCACUACCUGCACCUGCACCAGUCCUGGAGGGCCCGUCAGUGCGCCUGCAGUUUCGCACCUGGAACCCUGAUGGCCUGCUGCUGUCCAGUCCACUGAUCUCUGCUCAGGAGCCUCAAUACUUGAUAUUGCAGAUCAGCAGUGGCCGACUCCACUUAACACACCAGACGUCAACUCUGAAGAUGUCAGAUGUGUCAGCUGGCCAGAGGGUGAAUGAUGGUUUAUGGCAUUCUGUGAUUCUUAACACUAGAGGUUUACUGAUCAUCAUGACUUUAGACAAUGAGCCUGCAUCCACCAUCGAGCUGGACAAUUACUUGGAAUCAAAAGACAAACACUAUUUUGGAGGGUGUCCUGCAUUCCAGAACAACUCAAGCUGCUUGAAUCCCACAAUGGCCUUUCAAGGUUGUGUCCGGCUCAUCCUUGUUAACAACCAACCUGUGGACCUUAUGUUGGUCCAGCAAGGCCGUCUAGGCAGCUACAGUCAGCUACAGUUUGACUUCUGUGGCAUCCGUGACAGGUGUCUCUAUAAUUUAUGUGAGCAUGGUGGCCGGUGCUCCCAAACAUGGUCUUCUUUCUACUGUGAUUGCACUGGUACAGGAUACACUGGAGCUACAUGCCAUAACUCUGUCUAUGAAGUUUCAUGUGAACACUACAGGCUUACAGGCAGCACAUCUGGAUAUUUCUCUAUAGAUCCUGAUGGAAGUGGCCCACUGGAUCCUUUUCAAGUCUACUGCAAUAUUACGGAGAACAAAGUGUGGACUGUGGUCCAUCACAACAGCACAGAUGCUGUGAGAGUGCAAGGCUCUACUCUGCAGAAGCCACAUGUUGGACGGCUCAAUUAUAGUGCCUCAUCUGAACAGCUGAAAGCCUUGUUGUCUCUGUCAGAUCAUUGUGAACAAAGAAUUGCAUACCACUGCAGAAGGUCACGGCUGUUUAACCCCUGGGAUGGCACCGCUUUGUCCUGGUGGGUGGACCGCAGAGGAGAGAAGAGGACGUACUGGGGGGGAUUCCAGCCAGAGGUGCAGCAGUGCUCCUGCGGUCUGGAAGAGAACUGUGCUGACAUUAACUACUUUUGCAACUGUGAUGCAGACAGAGUGUCAUGGGAUAAUGACACCGGUGUCCUCUCUUAUAAGGAACACUUGCCGGUACAGGAGAUAUCCGUUGGUGAUACUUAUAGACUGGGCUCUGAAGCCGUGUACAUCGUGGGACCCCUGCUGUGUUCUGGUGACAAGUCCUUGUGGAAUGCUGCUUCUUUUUAUCAAGAGGCUUCUUGUCUGCACUUCCCUGCCCUCCAGGCAGAGCUCUCCCUUGAUGUCUCCUUCUACUUCAAGACUGCCUCCCCCUCUGGGGUCUUUCUGGAGAACAUGGGCAUGCAAGACUUUAUCAGAGUUGAGCUAAGCUCUCCCUCAGCGGUAAUAUUUUCCUUUGAUGUGGGCGAUGGGCCAGUAGUCCUGACAGUGAAAUCUCCUGUGCCACUGAAUGACAGACAGUGGCAUUGGGUUAGAGCUGAACGCAGUGUUAAAGAGUCGUCCUUGCAAGUUGACCAGUUGCCCCUGCGGAUCAUAGAAACUCCACCUGAUGGACACCUUCGCCUUCAGCUUGGCAGCCAUCUGUUUGUUGGUGGAACAGACACAAAGCAGAGAGGUUUUCUUGGCUGUAUAAGGGCAUUUACCAUGAACGGAUUGAAUUUUAACCUGGAGGAACGGGCCAAAGUGACACCAGGAGUGAGUUCAGGCUGUGCAGGUCACUGUAGCAGCUCGGCUGGUCUCUGCUACAAUCGGGGGAAAUGUAUUGAGAAAAGCAGUGGUUACGUGUGUGACUGCACAAACUCUGCCUAUGGAGGACACGCUUGCACAGAAGAGGUGUCCAUGUCCUUUGAAAGAGGUGCAUCUGUUACCUACACCUUUCAGGAGCCAUUCUCCGUCAUGCAGAACAGGACGGCCACAGUAAUGUCUGUCCCCUCUAAGUUUAUCAAGUCCAGAGACAACAUGGCACUCAGUUUCCAAACCACCCAGAGCCCUGCCAUGCUGCUCACAAUCAACACACUCAGCCAGCAGUAUGUGGCAGUCAUCUUAGCACGGAACGGGAGUUUACAGAUCUGGUACCGACUGCAUAAGGAGAAAAGACCGGAUGUGUUUAGCCCCAUUUUGAGUGGUCUGUCAGAUGGACAGCUGCAUAGAGUUCAUAUCCAGCGGGAGGGAAAGGACGUGUUUGUUCAGGUUGACCAUGAAAAUAAGAAGUACACCCUAUCAUAUGAUGCAGCAUUUUAUUCUAUGAAGUCACUGUCCUUGGGAAAAGUGACAGGAAGUGAUGUAAUGGAUGAUGAGGUAGCUCAUGCUGGAUACAAAGGUUUCAUUGGCUGCUUCUCAUCUGUCCAGUUUAACCAUGUUGCUCCACUUAAGGCAGCAUUAUUGAACCGAGGUAGCUCAUUGGUCAGCAUACAAGGACGUUUAGUGGAGUCGAAUUGUGCAGCAUUAGCUGACCUUUCAACUUCUGUAUCUCGCUUCGAUCAAGGAGAGGAGGAGGGAAAAGAUAACAAGCAUCGUGAAGAUGACAGCCAGCCUGAUUCAGCUGUAAUCGGAGGUGUGGUUACAGUUGUAGUCUUCAGUACCCUCUGUGUGCUGGCAGUGAUGUCCCAUUUCCUGUACAAGCAUCGACAAGCUCAAAGAACUGCAAGUCUCCAAGAAAAGGAGCACCAACAAAGACUUAAAGCUGCUUACAGGGCAGAGUUUCACCUUCACAACUCUAUGAGAGACGCCAUGCAGGAGUACUACAUCUGA
Xyrauchen texanus (razorback sucker) is the source of this 3675-nucleotide messenger RNA. RefSeq names its product contactin-associated protein-like 5. The transcript has 22 exons. Lineage: Eukaryota; Metazoa; Chordata; Actinopteri; Cypriniformes; Catostomidae. The record is from RefSeq and is a predicted model, not a curated record. Bases 16 to 3675 code for a protein of 1219 amino acids.